CAUGGUUCAAUUACCCCCUACAAAUCAGGAAAUUACUAACUUUCACAACGUUUAACACUUUCCCAAAAAACAAAAAAAAAAAUUAAAAAAAAUAAAAUAUGUUACUUUAUCUAAUCCUGUAAUAGUUGCAAAACAAAACCCUAAAAGGGGUUCUUUGUAAUAACAAUUCCCCCCACUAGAAUUGAUCUCAGCCGUCAACUUCUAACAUCCCCACCCCCAUCUUCUCUUGAUCUCACAACACUCUUCAGCUCACUGUUCUUUUUCUGUAUGCUCUUUCUCACAACACUCUUCAGCUCACACUGCUUUCAUUGGUUUCAAUCCAAUGUGAAGAUGCUGCUGAAAAUGUUCUCUUUUAUUUAUAACCUCCCGAUUGAUGGAUGAUAAAGCUCUUGUUCUUGAUUGUUAUGUUUUGGUUGUUUCAUGCGGAAAAUGAAUUUCUUUGAAGUUUUGAUGAUCAAAGAUUGGAUUUUUAUGACUUAAAUGGGUGAUUUUUAGUGUUCGUGUGUAUAUAUCCAUAUGGGUUUUAGCCUUUAGGUGCUCUGGGGGUGAUUUCUUUUAUAUAUAUUAUUAUUGUAAUUUGUUAGGGUUUUUUUAGGGUUUGGGUAUUGGUUUUGUGGAAUGAUUGAUUGAGAUAGUUUGUGAAGAUGUUGUCUGAAAUGGGAAGGAGACAGAUGGUUGUUGGUGACGAGUAUGGAGAUGAAUUGGAGAAGGAAAUAGGGUUGUUGCUCCGCGAACAGCGGCGACAGGAGGCCGAUGAUGGCGAAAAGGAGCUGAAUUUGUAUAGGAGUGGGUCAGCUCCACCUACUGUUGAGGGUUCAUUGAGUGCUGUUGGUGGAUUGUUUAAUCACGGUGGCGGUGUCAGUGAUAGUGGUGCGUUUUCGGAGUUUGCCGGUGGUAAGAGUGGUAAUGGGUUUAUGUCUGAGGAAGAACUUAGGUCUGAUCCUGCUUAUUUAUCUUACUAUUACUCGAAUGUGAAUCUAAACCCUAGGUUGCCACCUCCUUUGCUUUCAAAAGAGGACUGGCGAUUUGCUCAGAGGCUCAAAGGAGAGAAUUCGGGAUUGGGGGGAAUUGGGGAUAGAAGAAAAGUGAAUAGCAAUGGUAGUGGAGGUGAAGGAAUAUCAUUAUUUUCAAAACCCCCGGGUUUUAAUUUGAAAAAAGCAGAGGGUGGGUGUGAAUCAGAAAAAGUUAGUAGUUCGGCAGAGUGGGGCGGUGAUGGAUUGAUUGGCUUGCCUGGGUUAGGACUAGGUGGGAAACAGAAGAGCUUUGCUGAAAUAUUUCAGGAUGAUUUGGGCCGUGCAACAUCUGUCUCCAGGCACCCCUCCCGCCCUGCCAGCCGUAAUGCAUUUGAUGAAAAUACCAUGACCUUGGCUUCUGCUGAAGCUGAGCUUGCUCAUUUACGAGGCGAAUUGGCAUCUGCAGAUGCUAUACAAGCUGGUGUAAAUGUUCAGAACUCAUCCUCUGCCCAAAAUGUUGGUCCUUCUGCAUCAUAUUCUUAUGCUGCUGCUUUGGGUGCUGCCUUGUCUCGGAGCACCACUCCUGAUCCCCAACUUGUCGCUAGGGCUCCUAGUCCUUGCCUUCCUCCUAUUGGUGGAGAGAGACUAGGUGCUUCAGAAAAGAAAAGCAUUAAUAGUCCAAAUUCAUUUAAUGGCAUCUCAUCUACCAUGAGUGAAUCUGCAGAUUUGGUAACUGCUUUGUCUGGUAUGAACCUAUCAAAUGGUUUAAUAGGUGAAGAAAACCAUUUGCCACCACAGAUGGAACGUGAAGUUGAUGAUCACAAAAAUUAUUUCUUCAGUCUUCAAGGUGGUCAGAAUAAUAUAAAGCAACAUUCACGCGUAAAGAAAUCUGAACAUGGGAAUUUGCAUAUACCUUCUGCUACACAGAUAGCAAAACUAUCAUACUCUGAUUCAAGCAGGAGUAAUGGGAUUCGGUCAGACCUUAGUAACUCUUCCUUGGUACCAGAAAGGCAAGUUGACCUGCGUAAAACUGUUGUUUCUCCCAAUAAUUCAUACCUAAAAGGAUCUUCUACUUCAACUAUAAACGGCGGAGGAGGCUUUUCUCCUCACUAUCAGCAUGCGGAUGGUGUGAAUUCAUCAUUUUCAGACUAUAGUUUAAAUGGGUAUUCAGUAGAUCCAGCAAUGCAAUCCACAAUGGCAAGUUAUCUUGGCACUUCCAAUUUUCCACCUUUGUAUGAAAAUGUUGCUCAAGCAUCAGCUAUGGGUAUCCAUGGAAUGGACUCUAUGGUGUUGGGGCGAGGCUUGCCUUCUGGACCAAAUCUAAAUGCUGUAGCAUCAGAGACACAGAAUCUUAGCAGAAUUGGAAACCAGAUGGCAGGGAGUGCUCUUCAGGCCCCUUUUGCAGAUCCAAUGUAUCUUCAGUAUUUGAGGACAGCUGAGUAUGCUGCGGCACAGUUUGGAGCUCUUAAUGAUCCCUCUGUGGAUAUGAAUUAUUUGGGGAAUUCAUACAUGGAUUUACUUCAGAAAGCUUAUCUGGGAACUUUGCUAUCACCUCAGAAAUCCCAGUACGGUGUUCCCUUGGGCACUCAAUCUAGUGUUUCUAAUAACCAUGGUUACUAUGGUACUCCUUCAUAUGGUGUUAGCUUGUCAUAUCCAGGAAGUCCCUUGGUGAGUCCUGUUAUCCCAAACCCUCCAGCUGGACCUGGUAGUCCUAUGAGGCAUGGUGAGCUCAAUAUGCGAUUUCCUUCUGGGAUGAGAAACUUGGCAGGAGGUGUCAUGGGAAUGGGAUCCUGGCAGUUGGAAGCCGGUUAUAACGUGGAUGAUAGUUUUGCACCCUCUUUGCUGGAAGAGUUUAAGAGCAAUAAAACCAAGUGUUUUGAACUUUCAGAAAUUGCAGGUCAUGUUGUUGAGUUCAGUGCGGAUCAGUAUGGGAGCCGAUUCAUUCAACAAAAGCUUGAAACAGCCACAACAGAGGAAAAAAACAUAGUUUUCCAGGAAAUUAUGCCCCAAGCUCUAACCUUGAUGACUGAUGUGUUUGGUAAUUACGUGGUCCAGAAGUUCUUUGAGCAUGGAAUUGCAUUUCAGAGAAGGGAAUUGGCUGGCAAGCUUUUUGGGAAUGUGCUUACACUUAGCCUUCAAAUGUAUGGUUGUCGAGUGAUCCAGAAGGCAAUAGAAGUUGUUGAUUUGGACCAGAAGAUUAAAAUGGUUACGGAGCUUGAUGGUCAUGUCAUACGCUGUGUGCGUGAUCAGAACGGGAACCAUGUCAUCCAGAAGUGUAUUGAAUGUGUUCCUGAAGAACAUAUUCAAUUCAUCAUCUCAACAUUUUUUGAUCAAGUUGUGACCCUUUCCACCCAUCCAUACGGAUGUCGGGUUGUGCAGAGAGUACUGGAGCACUGCGGGGACCCAAAAACCCAGAGUAAAGUGAUGGAUGAGGUUUUAGGAUCCGUUAGUAUGUUGGCACAAGAUCAAUAUGGCAAUUAUGUUGUUCAGCAUGUGCUGGAGCAUGGAAAGCCACAUGAGCGUUCUGUAAUAAUCAAGGAAUUAGCCGGGAAGAUAGUUCAAAUGAGCCAGCAGAAGUUUGCAUCCAAUGUUGUGGAGAAGUGUUUAACUUUUGGCAGUGCUACUGAACGUCAGCUCCUUGUAAAUGAGAUGCUUGGCUCUACUGAUGAAAAUGAGCCUCUUCAGUACAUGGUGUUACUAUUACCUGCAUUAGUUUGCAACGGAGAUGAGUAAUCGAGCUGGGAGAGCUAUGUUUAUCAUGUUUUGCUUCUUUUCUUGAGUGUGUAUCAUGAGUUUAUUUAAAUCAUGUUUAUUGCGAUAGCUUUUACUGUCUUAUGCAUUCAUCUCAAAUGUUACAUUAUUUUACAUUAUAAAUUUACCUAUUAGUUAUGUUAUUUUACAAUUAGAAAUUUACGUAUUAACUUAAACAUGUAGCUUGAAGGACAAACAUAUACGAGAAAAGGUUUCCUUUUUUUUUCUUACACAGUCCCCCUCCUCUUUUCUGUCCACUUAAAGUUGAAAGAAAAUGGUGGGUCUGGAAGAAAACUCUACUCUUCUUUCCCUUUCCCAUUCCUUUUUAGUCCUGACAAACAAUGGAACUUUCUCCAUUCCCUAUUUUGUUCUCCCCAACCCCACCAAAGACCCCUUUCUUGCUACCCCCUUCUUCCAAACUGAGUGUUGGUGUAUGGUACACUCACCAUUGGAUUGCACAUUUUAGUAGGGCUGUAAGUUGGGCAGGCCCAACCCAGACUGGUCCCAACCCUAUCUCAACCUGAGGUCGGGUUGGGUUGGGCCGGCCCGAUGUUGCUACCCCCUUCUUCCAAAAUAGUUGGGCUCUGACAGUUUGAAAUUUUUUUUCCCUUAAUGCAAUCUUUCUUUUUCCCAGUUUGAAAUAUCAAUUUUUCCAGAAAAUUUUAAUUCAUUAAUAUAUAUAUUUUUUAACCUCAUCAAACUAUUAGUAUUGUGACUGAAGUAUUCAAUUAUUAAUUUGAUUGUUUAUAUAUAAAGAAAAAAAUUCUAUAUAAUUCCCCCCUAAACUUUUUAAUUUUAAAAAUUUUCUCCUUUACUUUUUAGAUUCCUUUAAUUUCCUUAAAAGAGAAGUUAAAUUUCCUUUCCACAUUUAAACUCUAAACUUUUUUUUCCUUUAAAAUAUCUCUCAUUUUUCUUUCCUUUUUUUUUUUU
Messenger RNA from Cornus florida, 4634 nucleotides. Its product is annotated as pumilio homolog 2-like. The record is from RefSeq and is a predicted model, not a curated record. Gene Ontology annotation, molecular function: mRNA binding. Lineage: Eukaryota; Viridiplantae; Streptophyta; Magnoliopsida; Cornales; Cornaceae. Bases 645 to 3686 code for a protein of 1013 amino acids. The transcript has 8 exons. Gene Ontology annotation, biological process: post-transcriptional regulation of gene expression. Gene Ontology annotation, cellular component: cytoplasm.